GGUCAUGUGACCCAUGAUGCCCCUAUCUCUGGCUCUCCUCUGUACGUGAUCCGUGCGUUCUUGCCAGUGAUGGACUCGUUUGGUUUCGAGACCGAUCUGCGUACGCAUUCACAAGGGCAGGCAUUUUGCUUACUUGUCUUCAAUCAUUGGCAAAUGGUUCCCGGAGACCCUCUGGAUCGUUCCAUCCAAAUUCAGCCGUUGGUGCCUCAACCGGCCACCCAUCUUGCCCGCGAAUUCAUGAUCAAAACUAGGAGACGCAAGGGUUUGAAUGAGGACGUCAGCAUCAACAAAUUCUUCGACGACCCCAUGUUGUUGGAAUUGGCCAAACAGGAUGUGAUGUUGAAUUAUGCAUUAUGAUCCUUUCGUUAUCCUCCGAGUCUAGGUGCUUGGGGAGGCGUGUGUGUACAGUUUGCAUCAUCUUUCAAUAAACGAAUCCGACUUUUG
Messenger RNA from Opisthorchis viverrini, 444 nucleotides. RefSeq lists its product as hypothetical. Lineage: Eukaryota; Metazoa; Platyhelminthes; Trematoda; Opisthorchiida; Opisthorchiidae. Bases 70 to 357 code for a protein of 95 amino acids. The record is from RefSeq and is a predicted model, not a curated record. Gene Ontology annotation, biological process: mRNA splicing, via spliceosome. Gene Ontology annotation, molecular function: U5 snRNA binding; GTPase activity. Gene Ontology annotation, cellular component: U4/U6 x U5 tri-snRNP complex; U2-type catalytic step 2 spliceosome; cytosol. The transcript has 2 exons.